Botrytis byssoidea is the source of this 1842-nucleotide messenger RNA. RefSeq lists its product as uncharacterized. Bases 1 to 1842 code for a protein of 613 amino acids. The record is from RefSeq and is a predicted model, not a curated record. The transcript has 4 exons. NCBI's taxonomy places the organism in Eukaryota, Fungi, Ascomycota, Leotiomycetes, Helotiales, Sclerotiniaceae.
AUGCCUGUCAAUCUAAACUCAGUCUUUCCCGCCUCCGACCCGGAGUUUGUUACAUUUCCUAGCAGAAGAAGUGUUGUUCAUAGUACUGAUGGUUUGAUCGCUUGUACCCAGCCUUUAGCCGCUAGAUGUGGUCUCAAGGUUUUGGAGGCAGGUGGAAAUGCAGCUGAUGCAGCGGUUGCAGUUGCUGCUGGGCUUAACCUGACAGAGCCAACCUCCACCGGCAUCGGGGGUGAUAUGUUCUGUCUUUUUUAUGAUGCCAAGACAAAGGAAGUUAGUUCUCUAAAUGGCUCAGGUCGUGCAGGCAAUAAAUGCUCUCUUGAUAAAAUUCGACAAGAUCUCGGAUUAAAGGAUGAAGAUCCUGCAAGAAUCCCACUCAAAAGUCCACAUGCUGUUACUGUACCAGGUGCUGCGGCAGGCUGGGUUGAUACUGUUGAGAGAUUUGGUAGUGGAAAUCUUACUUUGGAGCAAAUCUUGGCUCCGGCUAUUGAGAUGGGUGAAAAGGGGUUCCCCGUCUCCGAAUUAGCUUCAACUAUGUGGAGAAACAGUGAAGGUCUACUUCAAAAGGCAUCCCCUAACUUUUCCGAAAUGCUAAAAGAGGAUUCAAGUGCUCCAAAUGGCUGGCGGGCACCAAGACCAGGAGAAAUAUUCAAGAAUCCAAAUCUUGCCGAGACUUUCAGAGCACUCGCAACUGAAGGCAAGAAAGGCUUUUACACCGGAAGAAUUGCCGAAGAAAUCAUCAGAGUCACUCGUAAUUUAGGCGGAUUUCUUGAACUAGACGAUUUGAAGAAUCACAUGGACAUUGGUAGUGAGAAAUUCACACCCAUCUCCAAAGUUUUCAAAGGUCAAGGAUACAACAAAACCCAUCAUUAUGUCGACGGGAUAUCCGGCCAAGGCAUCAGCGAAGACAAUCACGGCGUCAAAAUCUGGGAACACCCGCCCAACGGCCAAGGACUCGUAGCACUCAUGACCCUUGGUAUUCUCGAAGAACUCGAAAACACGGGUAAAAUCCCGCAUUUCCAGGAGGAAGAUCACAAUUCUGCUGAAUACCUUCAUGCUGUCAUUGAAUCUUUGCGUAUCGCUUUCGCAGAUGCUAGUUGGUUUAUUGCCGAUCCAGCUUUCACCAAAGUCCCCGUGGAAGAACUGAUCUCUCAACCUUAUCUCGCCGAACGCGCUAAACUUUUCGACCCUCAGCGUUCUAAUCCUGAGAUAUAUGAUCAUGGCUCACCAGCUCAUAAUCAUAGUGACACUGUAUACUUCGCCAUAACCGACAAAUGGGGCAAUGGAAUUUCCUUCAUAAACUCGAACUUCGAAGGUUUUGGUAGCGGUAUCAUUCCCAAAGGCUGUGGGUUUGUUCUUCAAAACCGAGGUGGCAAUUUCUCACUUGUCAAGGGCCAUGCUAACGCCAUUGCGCCUGGGAAAAGACCUUAUCACACCAUCAUUCCAGCUAUGGUCACCAAUGUCCACGAUGAUUCGCUACAUAGUGUAUACGGCGUCAUGGGUGGCUUUAUGCAACCACAAGGACAUGUUCAAGUACUACUUAAUAUGUUAGCUUUCAAACUGAACCCUCAAGCGGCACUUGAUGCGCCCAGGUUUUGCAUAAGUGCAGAUGGAGUUCCGGGAGAGUCAAAUAAAGAGAGAAGAGUAUUUUUGGAAGAGGGAAUCAGCAAAGAUGCCUUCGAGAAAUUGAAGAGCAUGGGUCAUCAGGUGAAAAUGGUGGAAGGGUACCAAAGGGGUGUCUUUGGUAGAGGGCAGUUGAUAAGGGUACAUGGAGAAGAGGAUGGAGUUUUGAUUUUCAGCGGAGGUAGUGAUCCUAGGGGGGACGGGGCCGUAUAUCCUGGGUAG